AUGAAGUCUUUCGCAUCCGCUGUGCCCUUGGCGGCAGCCCUGUUCACCACCUCCACUCUCGCAUGGCUCCCAUCCUGCUCGUGGUCUGACUGCAUGGGAAGCUGGGAUGGCACAUCCUGUGACGCCUCCAGCGGCUGGGACUGCCUAUGCUCCAAUCAAACCGCCAUCGCUCAGUUGAACACCUGUGUUGCAACAUCCUGCACGAACACCACCGAUCAAGAGGCUAUCUAUGGCGCUGUUGCACAGCUUUGCGCCAACGCAGGCGUUACAGUCACCAACUCUCAGCAAGCAACAUUUAGUGCUACCUCUGGCGGUUCGGCCUGGCCUUCUCAGAUCACCGCCGGCCCCGGUUUCGGUCCCGGUGGUGGUUGGAACUCGGAUCAGUGGUCAAGCUGGAUCUCUGCUUGCUCCACUGGCUUGCCCGCUGCUCCCAGUGGAUGGGGUGGCCAAGGUCCAUGGGGUGGCCCAGGCUCCUGGGGAGGUCGUGGAGGUGGUCCUGGUUUCGGACCUGGUGGCUUUGGACCCUGGGGCACAAAAGCCAGCGGUGUCAACUGCGAUCAAUGGACCACCUGGACUGCUGGCUGGGGUCCUUUCUCAUCGUGGACCGGUACCUGGUCCGGCUGCAGCACUACCACCAACAGCCCUAUCCCUGCGACCAUCACCACGACCGUCACGACUGGCGGCUCGACUCAAGUCAUCACCGGCACAACCUUUGGUAUCCAAGCCGUCGCUGCUGCUACCAGCGCCUCUGACUCGGGCAAUGCUGCUCCUUCUCUUCGAGGUCUCAGCGCUUGCGGCGCUCUCGUGGCGGCUAUCUUUGCCACCAUGAUUGCUCUGUAA
Fonsecaea nubica is the source of this 840-nucleotide messenger RNA. RefSeq lists its product as hypothetical. The coding region runs from base 1 to 840 and encodes 279 amino acids. Lineage: Eukaryota; Fungi; Ascomycota; Eurotiomycetes; Chaetothyriales; Herpotrichiellaceae. The transcript is spliced from 3 exons. The record is from RefSeq and is a predicted model, not a curated record.